Sclerotinia trifoliorum is the source of this 2411-nucleotide messenger RNA. NCBI's taxonomy places the organism in Eukaryota, Fungi, Ascomycota, Leotiomycetes, Helotiales, Sclerotiniaceae. The record is from the annotation of a GenBank genome assembly.
GGAUAAUACACGGAUAAAAGUCGAGUACCUGGCGACGUAAGAGAUAGCUAGAUGUUCCAUUCGACGAAUCAAUAUCCAACCUGACAUUCUUCUCACUCUCAUUGCGAGAUCAGGGGUUGCUUUUGAUUGGUUGCUUCUACCAGUGAGCGGGUGAAUGCUUCACAUAAAAUGUGCGAAAUGAGCGGCACAGUAUUGGACAGAACCAUCUCUAUAAAGUGUUGUUUCCUCCGUACUAUUGAAGAGUCAACUCGCGCUGUGUAGAACAAAAAUAUGGAUUUCCUGCAGGCACCUCCACGGGGCAUCAUUUUUGACCUUGGAGAUGUCCUCUUUAAAUGGUCCGCCAACACAACGACGACUAUUUCACCUCGAAAGCUGAGAGAAAUCCUCGCAACACCUGUCUGGAAUAGCUAUGAGCGUGGUAAAAUCACCAGGGAUGUCUGUUAUGAGCUGAGUUCCAAUCAAUUCUCCAUCCCGGUGUCUACGAUCGCCGAGGCCUUUGCCCAGGCACGCAAAUCUUUAGAACCCGACCAAAAAAUCGUUUCGUUUCUUCACGAAUUGAGGAAAUAUCCUGCUAUCCAAGUGUAUGCCAUGUCAAACGUAGGCAAAGAGGAUUUUGAAGAACUCGCAACCAAUAUAGACUGGCUCCUUUUUGAUCGAGUGUUCACUUCGGCGGCGGCAGGAAUGAGAAAGCCAGAGCUAGGGUUUUACAACCAUGUCCUAGACGAGCUAUGCUUAAAUGGCAGCCAAGUAGUAUUCGUUGAUGAUAAGGAAGAGAAUGUGAACGCAGCUCGACAGUUGGGCAUUCGUGGAUAUGUUUUUGGGGAGUCGACGAUUCAUAUAUUAAACGAGAUGUUUGAUAGCCCAGUCAGUAAGGGCUGGAGAUAUAUAUUCCAGAAUGCGAAGCAAUGUAACUCAAUCACUAUAAGUGGAGUCACUUUUGCGGACAAUUUCGCAAAAUUGCUGAUUAUGGAUUCGUUGCAAGACCGGUAAGUCGGCAUUUUGCGAGCUACGCAAACGGAUAUUCUACAAAACAAUGACUAACAUCUGCUGUCAGGACUCUCAUGGAUCUCAGCUGGGGUUCCAAAGAGACUUGGAACUUUUUUGCCGGUAAGCAAUCUGUUUACGCAUAGAAGCAUAUUGAGGAACUAGCCGCUAAUAAAGGUAAAUUGUAAGGCAAGGCAGUGCUUAUUCCCGGAGGCAUUUUCCCCGAUGAUCUUGACACUACAUGCCUCGCUCUGACAGUUCUGCGACCAUCAUCGACCAAAACUAUCUCAUCACUUCUCAACACCAUGGCCGAGUAUGUCAAUGACGACGGCACUUUCCAGGUAAGCCAUCAAGAUGCUAGUACACCGGAAUGACAGUGACGGAAGCCUGUUUGCUAAACAGUGCAACAGACGUAUUUUGACAGGAACAGAAAACGAGUUGACCCUAUUGUCAGCGCGAACAUCCUCGCUUGCUUUUAUUAUUAUAAUCGUGGCCACGAGUUCGAGCGUACCCUCCAACUUGUACGUUCGAUGCUCUUGGAUCGUUCCUAUGUGCGAGGGACUCGGUACUAUACAUCCCCGGAUUGCUGUCUAGGCUUCAUCGGACGCCUGCUGCGCUCAUCAAGCGAUUCCCACCUGCAUAUGACGUUAGGACCACUCUUGAAGUUGCGGAUGCGUGAACGACUUGGUCUGGAUGGCAACGCAUUAGAUUUGGCUAUGCGUAUUAUCACGUGCAGCCAGAUGGGUAUUGAAUGCGAAGACGAUCGCCAGGCUUUACUCACCUUGCAGUGUGAGGAUGGGAGCUGGGAAGCUGGAUGGAUGUAUCAGUAUGGGACCGAUGGGAUGAAGAUUGGAAAUUGUGGGGUAACGACAGCAAUGGCUGUUGCAGCACUGUCGUCAAGAUAUCGUCGGUCCUAAUUCAAUGCAGCGCCAGAAUAUUAUUGAGAAUAAUCUAGUGUAAACACUGCAGUUGGAUAUCAGGAUACUCGCAGAUACCACGGGCAUACAAUCAGGAGUGUGAAUGUGAAGACCACCAUCAGUCAAAAUAGAUAGAUAUUUUGCGGACGUAACCUCGUAUUGAAUAUUUAGACAUAGGUAUAUAUACAUAUAUCUAUAUAUGAAAACAUAAACAAAUCCAUCAUAAGAAAAAUGAAGUAAGUAAAGUUAAAUAAAAAAUGAUGUUGGCAAAAAGUAGUCACCCUUCUCCAGACAAACCGGAUAUAAGAGCCGAAAAAUGUUCUUAUUCCCAGUCGAUGGAUGGAUGGAUGAUAAGUUCUCACUUACGAUUUGCGCCUGUUUAAGAAAAUUUCAGAUGUGCAACAAAAUUUAUUUAGAGUGGAACUAGCACGUGAUGUUUUUUCCAGGAUGUGUGAGACUUCAGCGUAGGCACGUGAUGUAUACAUAUAGAUAUAUAGAUGAGGGUGUUAG